AUGCAUAGGAACAGUUUUGGUGUGUCUGUGCUCGUGCAAGAAGCCCGAUAAAGCCUUCCCACUCCCCGAGCGGCGGCCUCCUCCCCCACCGCUCGCGCGACCGAAACCCUAGCCGCCGGCGAUGUCGGGCCCCUUCUACCCGUACAUCGGCGGCGGCUUCCCGGGCAGCGACGGCGCGCCGCCGCGGUACUCGGACUUCGAGGUCGACCUCAUCGCGGCCCGCUACACCGGGGCCCCGCCGCCCUACCUUUCCUCCGCGGACGUAGGCUAUUUCGACACGCACGUCGGCGCGAGGCGACCCGCGGAAGUUCUCUAUCAUCAAUCUUUUAUGGGAAGUCAUAGUACUGUUGGCCAGAGUGAGGCUUUAUAUUCGUCAAAUACUAUGGCCAAACGCCCUAGGCUUGAAAGCAGCAUUCCUAUAUAUCUACACCGACCGGGUGCAAAGGACUGUGCCUUCUAUAUGAGGACCAGAACCUGUAAGUAUGGAGAGACCUGCAAAUUUGACCAUCCACAAUGGGUUCCAGAGGGUGGGGUUCCAAAUUGGAAAGAGGUUCCGAAAGUUGAAUACUCUUAUCCUGAGCGACCAGGGCAACCAGAUUGUCCUUAUUUCACAAAGACUGGUAAAUAUAAGUUAAAUCCUAACUGCAAGUUCAACCAUCCAAAGGAAAAGGUGAAUGCAUUAGAGGCUGGAACAGACAAUGAACAAUCUCUAAUUGCUGACAGCGCUAUCUUACCAGUGAGGCCUUCUGAGCCACUUUGUUCAUUCUAUGCAAAAACAGGCAGAUGCAAAUUUGGUGCAAAAUGCAAGUUCAAUCAUCCAAAACAUAUUCAGAUAUCACCUUUGAGGGGAAAGGAUACCAUAUAUACAGCAACAAUUGAUGCAGCAGAUGGUUCAGUUCCAACAAAGACGCAUGCACCCCCUGCCCCCGCUGAGGCGCAUAACACUAAGGGGCUUCCUAUAAGACCAGGUGAAGUGGAUUGCACAUUUUAUAUGAAGACAGGCAGCUGCAUGUAUGGUUCUAUAUGUCGCUACAAUCAUCCUGAUCGUCCAGUUGUAGAUAUAGCAUUGACGACUCCAGUGCUUCAAAGUAUUCUUCCUACUCCAGGACCCCCUGUCCAUGAGACUGUGAUAAAUCUGGCUGCAAGUUUUCUGCAAAACUUUGAUGUUCAUGCGACUCAUGUGCCAGUUGAACCUGAGCCAAUCAUCUAUCCUCAGAGGCCUGGAGAAACUGUGUGUGAUUUUUACAUGAAGACAGGAUGUUGCAAGUAUUCUGAGAGAUGCAAAUUUCACCAUCCAAUUGACCGCUCUGUGCCUAAUCCCAAUGAAAGCUGGGACCCUCAGCAGACUGUGAAGCUUAGUCUUGCCGGUCUUCCAAUGAGAGAGGACGCCGAGGUCUGUGCCUUCUACAUGAAGUCUGGCACGUGCAAGUUUGGUGUGCACUGCAAGUUCGACCACCCUCCCCCCGUGGAGGCCAUCGCCAAGCGGCAGGCAGCCGGAAAGGAAGGGGGGAAAAGAAGGCCGAAGGACUGAGCAUCGUCCUGAGACAGGCCGUGAUGGCUCCUCCAAUCCCCUUCCUCGAAACGCUUAACACUUUGAGAAACGCACACACUGUCAGUUAACGGUGUAUGUCGUCGGUGGUCGUGGCGAGCGUCUGACCUGUAAAGUACGGUACCACUGCAAGAGUUUAACUGAGAGGUGCUGGUACUAACGCCUUAUUUUCGGUUGGUUUGCUCUAGAUGACAGCAAUCGUUUGAUACUUUCUAUUUA
Molecule: messenger RNA, 1768 nt
Organism: Phragmites australis (common reed)
Lineage: Eukaryota; Viridiplantae; Streptophyta; Magnoliopsida; Poales; Poaceae
Product: zinc finger CCCH domain-containing protein 8-like
Exons: 12
Coding region: 122-1531 (469 amino acids)
Molecular function (GO): metal ion binding; mRNA binding
Source: RefSeq, a predicted model, not a curated record